AGAAAGCGAUAUACACCUAGGAUGGCUUUGGGGUGAAUAAAAUAUGGGGUAAUUGUCUUUUUUGGGUGAACUAUUCCUUUAAAAAAAUAGCCGGUCAAAAGUAAUUGCAUUUGUUGUUGACUUUUUGAGACCCUUUUAAAUUUUCAUUUCAGUUUUGGAUUUUUUUCUUUUGUUUUUAGCACAUCAAGUUAAACUAGAUGAAAACGAGAAAUGUUGCCUUGGAAACUAGCUGAAAUAAAAUAAGCUGAAUUUUUUUUUGUCUUAUUUCACUUGUUUUAUUAUUUUAAAUAAUUAAUUAAUCAAUCAAUUAAUUAAUGAAUGAAUUUAACCUGUUCAUGUUCAGGGAUUCAACGCUUUAUCAAUUUGUCCUAUGGUGUGACAGUAAAAAAAAAAAACUGUGACAGUGAAGAAGUGUUUUAUGCUUUUAUGCCAUUUGUAACUCUAAGAAUGAAGAUGCAUUUUUCUCUCAUUUGCAUGUUGGUUUUUUUUCUACAUUUUUGCUAUGUCACAUCGUAGGACAAAGUUGUUUAUGUCUAUAUAUAUAUAGAUAGAUAGAUAGAUAGAUAGAUAGAUAGAUAGAUAGAUAGAUAGAUAGAUAGAUAGAUAGAUAGAGAACUGAUAGUAUUAUUAAAUCAUUUGGUUUGAAGUUACUCUUCUUUUAGGACCGUUUAAGUGUGAUUUAACUUUAUGUGGCCACUAAAAGCAUCUAUGCUAGUAAUAUAAACCGAAAAGUCUUGUAUAAGAAGGAAUAAUAACAGUUAAUCUGAGGGAUUCUUUUACUAUAGAAAUUAAUAUGUAAUACGACGCAAAUAGCAUAUGACGUAGGCAUUUGUACUGAUCCUAAAUCAAACCCAAAACAAAAGGUCACAGGUUUGGUUAAGAAAGCCUCAAUUAUAUAUUGUCCCCGCUCUCAGACGACAUUGUGGCCAUGGAGACGGAAAUAGGAACUAGGAAACCCGAGAAUGCAGAGGUGAUCCUUCCCCAGGUGAGGAAUCAGAGUACCUGAAGCAAAGCUCCUCUCAGUCUGGUCUGCACCUGUGGAUGUGUCUGUCUCCGCGUCUGCCUCUGCGUCUGCGUCAGUAUGAACCUGCUGCUGCUUCUGCUCUGUGUUCUGCUGGAGCUCCUCGUGGUGAGCCCUCAGGAUGUGAUACAGGGCCGUAUCGUGGGUGGAUACGUCCCAGCGCCGUACUCCAUCAAGUACAUCGUGUCUAUUCAGACCGCCACGGGCCAGCACUUCUGUGGAGGGACCUUGAUUAACAAAUACUGGAUCUUGACCGCAGCACACUGCAAUAUAGGGGCGGCCAACAUGAGGAUCGUGGCUGGAGAUUUUUCUGUGGGAUUAUACGAGGGGACGGAGCAGUUCCGCACGCCUCACGUCCUAAUACCUCACCCACUGUACAACAAAGCCACCAACAACGCAGACAUCAUGCUCAUUAAGCUGCAGUCUCCCAUCUAUGUGAACAACUACGUGUCUCUGGCUCCGUUACCUCGGCAGGACGCUGUGGUGGCCGUGGGUCGCCUGUGCACCGUGUCCGGCUGGGGCUUCACCACUCCGACGGGAGGAAUCCCCGAGACCCUGCACACGGUCAAACUGCCCAUCGUGUCCACCGCAGUGUGUAACGGCACGGACUCUUUUAAUGGAAACAUCACAGAGAACAUGAUCUGUGCAGGAUACAGCGAAGGAGGAAAAGACGCAUGUAAGGGUGAUUCCGGAGGACCGCUGGUGUGUGAGGGCCGUGUCUAUGGGAUCGUCUCCUGGGGAAACGGCUGCGCUGAUGCCCAGUACCCCGGCGUCUACACGUCCGUCUCGAGGUUUCGUCAAUGGAUCGAUGGAACUAUAUUUGGCUUUUAUGGAAGGUGCCUCAAGAAUUAG
Molecule: messenger RNA, 1873 nt
Organism: Puntigrus tetrazona (Sumatra barb)
Lineage: Eukaryota; Metazoa; Chordata; Actinopteri; Cypriniformes; Cyprinidae
Product: trypsin
Exons: 5
Coding region: 1082-1873 (263 amino acids)
Biological process (GO): proteolysis
Molecular function (GO): serine-type endopeptidase activity
Source: RefSeq, a predicted model, not a curated record